Messenger RNA from Striga hermonthica, 912 nucleotides. The record is from the annotation of a GenBank genome assembly. NCBI's taxonomy places the organism in Eukaryota, Viridiplantae, Streptophyta, Magnoliopsida, Lamiales, Orobanchaceae.
AUGGCAGAGGCGGAGCCUUCACUGGUGCGUUUCGGAAUCGUUGGCUGCGCCAACAUAGCACGCAAGGUGUCUCGCGCGAUUCUCCUCUCUCCCAACUCCACCAUAGUCGCCGUCGGCAGCCGCUCACAAGAGAAAGCCACCGCGUUCGCGAGGGACAACGGGUUCCCGCCCUCGGCCCGGGCCUACGGCUCGUACGACGCCGUCUUGGACGACCCGGAGGUGGAUGCCGUGUACAUCCCGCUCCCGACGAGCCUGCACCUCCGCUGGGCGGUCUUGGCGGCUCAGAAGAAGAAGCACGUGCUGCUGGAGAAGCCAGUGGCGCUGAACGUGGGAGAGCUGGACAAGAUCCUGGCGGCGUGCGAAUCGAGUGGGGUGCAGUACAUGGAUGCUACCAUGUGGAUGCACCACCCUAGGACAGCCGAGAUGAAGGCGUUUAUCAACGAUUCCCAGCGUUUUGGACGGCUGAAAGCGGUACACAGCAUAUUCUCAUAUAACAGUGGCCCCGAUUUUCUAAACAACGACAUUCGUGUGAAGCCGGACCUCGAUGCACUCGGUGCUUUAGGGGACACUGGCUGGUACUGCAUCCGGGCCAUAUUGUGGGCUGCGGGCUAUCAACUUCCGAAAACUGUGACAGCUUUACGGGAUGCUGAGUUCAAUGAAGCCGGCGUAAUCCUGUCCUGUGGGGCUUCCUUGCUCUUCCAUGAUGGCCCGACCGAGCACAUUGUCGCUACAGAUCUUCCCCAAGAGGCUAUGAUGGUGAAGGAAUUUUCGAGUCUGGUGGAGAAAAUAAAGGUACAUGGCUGUGAGACUGAUAAGAUUUGGCCGACUAUUAGUCGGAAAACUCAGGCAGUGGUGGAUGCUGUGAAGUCAUCGAUUGAGAAGGGGUUCGAGCCUGUUGAGGUUACAUAUUAG